Molecule: messenger RNA, 1191 nt
Organism: Aspergillus fischeri NRRL 181
Lineage: Eukaryota; Fungi; Ascomycota; Eurotiomycetes; Eurotiales; Aspergillaceae
Product: ankyrin repeat protein
Exons: 1
Coding region: 1-1191 (396 amino acids)
Molecular function (GO): protein binding
Source: RefSeq, a predicted model, not a curated record
AUGGCUCAGUUAGACCAAUUGCCAAUCGAAGUCCUUCUUUUCAUCGCAGAGUAUUUGCCCGGCCAAAGGGACAUCAACGCUUUAACGCAAGUCAACCGAAGUCUUUACCACCAUCUGCAUUUCUUUCUAUGUCGAUAUAAUGUCAAGCAUCAUCAGGGCUCAGCCUUGAUACGGGCCGCCAAGAAGGGACAUAUCCGUUUGGCAACGAAGCUACUCAAUGCUGGCGCAAACAUCGCACACUUCGAGAGCCCAGCAGAAACAAAUCAUGACAGAAAUACUCGUCUUUCGGAAAUUGAGAACCCGCUCUUGCUUGCCGCCCAGGGUGGGCAUAUUGCAAUCCUCAAAUCCAUGCUUUCUGAGACACGGCCGGGUCAAGCAUGUUCACCAGCUCAGCUGCGCACUGUCCUCCAUUGGGCCAUCCGCGCUCGCGACAGUGAGCUCGUGGAACUCAUGAUCCAUCAAAAGGCCCCCUUAGAUCCAGCAGGGGAGGAGCGGGAAGCGCUCUCCGCCCUGGGGGUUGCUGUAGUCUCAAGAGACGAAUCCAUCAUUCCCCGUCUGCUCAACGCGGGGGCACGGCCAGGUCAGAACGAAGAACCGUGCCCCAUCGCAAGGGCCAUAGAAACUGAUCAACCACAAGUCGUCAAACUUCUUCUUGAGCAUGGUAUCAGACUCAACAGCGAUACAGGUCUAUGCUUUAUAGCAAGCCGAAACGACAAGAUCCUACUCCAAUGUUUCAUUGAUUAUGGACUGGAUUUGAGCAUGGACGGCCAUGCAGCGUUGUUCACCGCUAUCAUGGAUGGCCAAUACGAGAUGGUCGAGUUUCUCAUUGAAGAGGGCGCAAACCCGCAUCUGGAGUGCGAAUUAUGGACACAUGAUGAGAAUGGCUUUUUUGAGACACUCUUUUAUAGCUCCAUAGGGUUUGCUAUUCACUUUCGGCGCCUGCAAAUUCUGAGGCUCCUGCUAGCAAAGGGUGUCCUCCCAGGGCAGGGUGAUUUGUGCUUAGCAGUGAAGAAGGAGUUUGAGGAGGCAGUGGCACUGCUAUCCAAAUUCUCCAACCAAGACUUACCCCAAAAGGAGAGUAUAGAGAAUUAUCUCCUUUGGCAACAGAUAAACAGACAAGAUAACGGUCUUGACUUCGAGAUCCCGCAUAAGUCGUGGUUCGUUUUCGAUUCUAUGCUGCCUCAUCAUUGA